Messenger RNA from Periophthalmus magnuspinnatus, 2383 nucleotides. RefSeq names its product Rab interacting lysosomal protein (gene rilp). Gene Ontology annotation, molecular function: protein dimerization activity. Gene Ontology annotation, biological process: cilium assembly. The transcript is spliced from 8 exons. Lineage: Eukaryota; Metazoa; Chordata; Actinopteri; Gobiiformes; Gobiidae. The record is from RefSeq and is a predicted model, not a curated record. The coding region runs from base 319 to 1608 and encodes 429 amino acids. Gene Ontology annotation, cellular component: ciliary basal body; cytoplasm.
GAAUCGAGAUAUUCUAGGUCUGUUUGUACGGACGAGACAAGUCCAGGCUCAUUACCGACGCCGUUUGCUCGUGUGUCCCACGGAAGUAUAAUAUGGACACUACACCUUCUUAGUAUGGUGUAGUGGAGACUUGGACCUCGGUAAUGACGUUAUGUUGACGGAAGCGGACUAUACGACCAUACUAAACUUGCAGGUUCAGGCGUGUUGUACCUCAAACUAACUGAGGAACAGCGCUUGGACUUUCCUGGUAGCCUGGUUCACAUUUCUCUUUCGAUUAGUCUAAAAGAGCAUGUGAGCCCUGUGCGUGGGCUAAGAGACAUGGAGGUAUCCGAACCGCGCGACACAUAUCAAGCUAAACCCACGGACAACUGCUUUGACAAGACGAUUUCGACUGUAACCGUGGACGAUGUUUACGAAAUAGCCAAACUCAUCGGCGCUGAAGUGGAGAAACUUAUCGACGGCUACGGCAAAGACAGUGUCGUGGGUCUUGUGCCCAAAAUAGUGAAAGUGCUUGAACUUCUGGAGAGGUACGCAUCGUGGAACCAAGCCCACAAGCUGCAAGAAGAAGAGCUGCUCAAGACAUUUGAGACCAUCCAGCUCCAACAGCACAAAAAGCGUGCACCCAAAGACAGCGAAGACGUGGUAAAGCAGCCGAAAAGGCAAGAGGAGCUAGAAGAACUAGAACAAUGGAAGAAGAGGUGCGAAGAGUUGCAGAUCCAGGUACAGCAGCUGCAGGAGGACAGGGAAGAGCUGCAUAGUCGACUCAAAGGAAGUUAUGCAAAGGAAGACCGUGUCCAGCGGCAGGAGAGAGAGGUGAUGCUGAAAUUAAAAAGUGUUGUGGAUAAGCAGCGAGAUGAGCUCAGGGCCAAAGUGCAGGAGAUCUCAUCUAUCUCCAAAGAAGUAGAAGCACUUCAGGAGCAGCUGGAGCGCUUUAUGAAAAUGAAUGCAGAGUUGCGACACAAGCAGAAUGUGAUGCAGGUUCAGCUCAAGAGCACCGUGGAGAGGAAGGCCGAUAUGGAGGCGGACCUGAAGGAGAAGAAUAAAGAAAUUGAAAACCUUCUUGCGCAACUGCACAGAUCCAACAGCAGCCCUUCUAGUUCAAGACAGAAAGCUUGUGAUUCAAAUAAAACUGAGGACCCAAAGGGCCCUGACCAGCCAUGUUUCACUAAAAAGGAAGUACGUGACAUCAUUGUAGAGAGGAAUGAGCUCAAGACAAACCUCUUUCUGUUGCAGGAGGAGCUCAGCUACUAUCAGAGGGAGAUUUUGAAUGAGGAGAGAUGCCCUGGCUUUCUGUUAGAAGCUGUUCGCUCUGCCAUAAAGAAAAAAAGAAAGCUAAUCAAGGCCAAGAUGCUUGGAAUACCAGUGAAUGAAUGUAGCAACAGUGAUGACGACGAAAAGACUUCACAAUUAGGAUAUUCAGAAGUUGAUGGUGCUGUGGAUGAUAAUUCUGACAAACCAGCUGAGUCACGCAUUAAAAACUUCUUUGGCUUUCUUACACGAUCCGGCAGCACUCAGAGCCCCACCCACAUGAGCAACUCCGCCUCCACCUGGGAAAUCAUUGGGGACGCAGAAGCCGAUGCAGAGACACAACAACAGCAGACUUCCUGAUUCAGCCACUGACUUGAGAGCUGUGAGACCCUGAAAGAAAAAAAAAAACAAUGUUGAACUUCAAUGAAAAAUACAAGCUUUAUAGAAAAGGAUGACUUAUAGCCAAACCAUUUAUUUAAAUGUUAUUAUUCUUAAUUGACUCAGUAUUAAAGGUACUGCAUUUUAGAUUUAAAGGGACAUAUGUUAUAUGACAUAGUUAUAUCUGGUGCAUUCAUAUAAAUAGUAUUUUUUCAUUGGCAUUUAAAACUAAACUAAUCUUAGAUUACUAAUCUUAAAUUACCUCAAGAAACUGCUAAAUUACCAAAGAACACGGAGAAAAGUAAAUUACAUUUUAAUUUCAAUUAUCAAAAAUAUUUUUUCCACUAGAGAGCAUUGCUGCAGUUCCAUAUUGAUAGAAAAGUCUAAUACCAAUAGUUUUUUGGGAAAUUAUAUUAUUAAUUGCUUUUUUCCCAACUAUGAUAACAGUAUUGUCUAUAUUUGCAUUAACACAUUUUAUAAUUUUUGAGGUGUUAAAUUUGCACAGCUGAGAUUGUCAGUGAUUAUUGCCUCUGGUGCCAAAAGCAUGUACGUGUAUUCCAUAGAACAUGGGCCUCCAUUUGAAAAUGAGUUAGAUUUUUAAUGACAGCCAUUUUGUGAUCUUUUUACUCACUUUAGAUGUAUACGUUGAUAACAUAUUUCCACAAUAUUUUUUUAAAUAAUAGGUAGUAUUGACAAGAUUAAGAAUCUCUAGCUAAUCUAUAGCUCUGUGUUGCACAAAAUAAAUAUUAUUUAAUCA